AUGAAUGAUUUAUUAGAAUCAUUAGAAUUAAAUAAUUUAGACUUGACAACAACAACUCCAUCAGCAUUUAAUUUUUCAUCAGAUAUUGAAAUAAUUAUACAUCCAGAAACUCAAAAAACAGAUGAUAUUGAAACUCCAUAUCAAGCACUUGAUGAAGAAUUAAUGUCAAAGUCACCAAUUAAAUCAAAUAUUAACAUUGAUUUUUCAUCAUCAAACAAAUCCAAAAGUACUUCAAGUUUACAAAAUCUUUUUGAAUUUUCAUUAUCAUCAUCAUCAGACACAAACGAUCCAACAACUAUUCCAAUACCAAUAGUUUACAAUGCUCAAGAUGAUUAUAUUAUUCCAAGAUCAAAUAUUGGGCUUAAUUCAUUAGUUACAGAAUUUACAACUUCAUUUCCUAAAAGAAAUCUUUUAGAUGAAAUUCAAGCAAUUUUUGAUGCUGAAACAACUAUUCCAGUUACUGAUACUACAACUGCAACAAAUUUAAAUAAUGAUCCUUCUACAACAUCUAAAUUUUCACCAAUAUCAUCAGAAGAUAAUUCCUUUAAUAUAGAAAUUUUUGAAAUGGAUUCAACAGAAUAUAUUUAUUCAACAGAAGAAUCAACAAAUAUUGAGUUAGAUUCACCUUUUAAUUAUAUAAGUUCAAAGUCUUUAACUCCAUUAAAUGAAAUUCAAUCACAAUCAAUAUUUGAAGAAAUUACACCAAUUGAAGAAAAUUCAAUUACUCAAUCAGAUUCACAAUCUAAUUCUGAAGAAAUCAUUCCAAUUGAAGAAGAUUCAAUUACUCAAUUAGGAUCACCUAUUUCAUCAGCUAUCCCUAGUGCAAAUUUAAAUACUCCAAUUGAAGAUUCAAUAACUGAAGUAGGAUCACCUAUAUCAUUAUCACCUCCUAUUGAAUACUCGGCUACCCCAAUUGAAGAAGAUUCAAUAACUCAAUCAGGAUCACCUAAUUCAUCAUCAACUCCUAUUGAAAACUCCACUAUUCCAAUUGAACAAAUGAAUUUUGAUGAAUUUAAAUUUGAAGUAUUAAAAAGAUUUUCAGAAAGAUCACUUGAAAUUACUAAAGUAGCAGAAUCAGAUUUAGAUAAAAAUGAUUCAUAUGCAGAAAAUGAUGAUAAUUAUUAUGAUUUGCUUCAAGAAUUAGAUCUUUUAAAGGGUUUAAAUUUUUUAAAAAAACGUAAAUUUAAAUGUCCAAUAAUUGAAUGUCCUAUAAAUUAUAUUGGUGUAAAAAAAUUAAAUGAUUUAAGACAUCAUAUUCAACAUCAACAUCUUGUAAAUAAUGUUGUCUCAGAUGAAUUAGAAGAAAAAUAUGGUGAUUUAUUAAGAAAUGAAUUAUUUGUUUGUGAUUGUGGUAAAGCUUUUUAUAGAUCAGAUUCAAUGAAAAGACAUGUUAAAAUGAUUCAUUCUUUAAAAUCUCGUGGUAGAGGUAAAAGAAAAUUAAAUGAUAAUGAUGAUGAUGUUAUUCAUAAAAAUGAUGGAAAAAAGAGAAAAUUUUAA
This is a messenger RNA of Lodderomyces pseudojiufengensis, 1497 nucleotides long. RefSeq names its product Rme1p (gene RME1). The record is from RefSeq and is a predicted model, not a curated record. NCBI's taxonomy places the organism in Eukaryota, Fungi, Ascomycota, Pichiomycetes, Serinales, Debaryomycetaceae. Bases 1 to 1497 code for a protein of 498 amino acids. The transcript has a single exon.